Molecule: messenger RNA, 931 nt
Organism: Asparagus officinalis (garden asparagus)
Lineage: Eukaryota; Viridiplantae; Streptophyta; Magnoliopsida; Asparagales; Asparagaceae
Product: protein LURP-one-related 10-like
Exons: 4
Coding region: 1-711 (236 amino acids)
Source: RefSeq, a predicted model, not a curated record
AUGAAAAAUGGGUAUGCUGAAAAAAACUGCCAGCACCAGCCAAAGAUCUCCUCCUCUCAAUUACCAAGCCACACGCCCUCACCAAACUCGAUCCGAAACGACCCAUGGCUGCGAUGCCUAGCUACCCUGGCGAUCGUGGGCCCGCAGUUCUGCGCACCGUAUCCGGUCGACCUCACCGUCACCAAGAAGGCGAUCAGCAUCACCGACGGCGACUUCGUCGUGACCGACGUCAACGGGGCCGUGGUGUUCAAGGUGAAGGGCACCCUCCUCAGCGUAAGGGACCGCCGAGUUUUGCUCGACGCUAACGGGGUUCCGCUCAUGUCCAUGCAACAAAAGAUACUGUCUGCACACAGAAGAUGGCAAGUGUUCAGAGGAGACAGCUCGGACUCCAAAGAUCAGCUCUUCAGUGUCAAGAAAUCCUCUCUGCUGCAGUUCAGGACACAGCUUGAUGUAUUCUUGGCAUCAAACACAAGCCAGAGAGUUUGCGACUUCAAGAUCAAAGGAAGCUACUUUGAGAGAUCCUGCACCAUUUAUCUCGGAGAUUGCAAUACCAUUGUAGCUCAGAUGAAAAAACACCACACAGUUGGAAGUGUGCUUCUGGGUAAGGACACUUUUGGUGUGACGGUGUAUCCAAAUGUCGACUAUGCCUUCAUCGUUGCUCUCAUCGUGAUUCUGGACGAGAUAAACAAAGACCGAGACGACGGAGAUUGAUAUGUACAUGAAAAAUGAAGAACUUUAUGUGCAAGUAUGUACGUGUGCCUAGCUAAUAUUGUGUGGUUCUGAACUCUGUUGUGUUGUAAAAGUUGUAAUAUGAGAUAAGUGACUCUAAACAUAAAGCAUAAUGUAUGCUGUUAUCAUUCUAAGAAAACUAUCUGGUAUGAGCAAAAGUUAGAGCUCAAAUGUAUUUUAAAUGAUUUUCCAAUUACUAUUU